AUGUCGCAUUCAAGUGACUUGUCAUAUCUAACGAGGGCAGUAUUCACACUAUGGACAUUCAUAUGGUUUCUACAACAUGUCUGGCAUGUUGAUAGAUUUGAAGCACUUGCUUGGAAAAGAGUGAAGAAGAUUGAAUUGAAAUCAGCAAUCACAAUCCUCCUAAUAAUCAUGUGCCCGCUACAAUUAUUUUACGACGUGUUCUCAUCCAUAAUAAAAUACGAAGAAGGAUUUAUAGUCGUUCCAACUACAGGGGAAAUUAUCACAACUCCGUACCAAUAUUGGAGUGAUUUCUAUAAACAAUGGUUGGUCCCGAUUGAUUAUGUGCUGUGUGCGAAUUUCAGUGUACAGACAUCAUUGCUAUUUCUUUUACAAUCCUUUUGGCUCUAUAUUGGAAACUUGGCAAAGACUUCAUUUAUGGGUAGUUUCGAAUUCAAAUCAUACAUCAUCUACUCGAUCUUCAGUCUAUCAAUAUUCCCGAUUCUACAAUACACAUUCCGAGCAAAUACACUAUACAUGGAGAUCGUUCCUCAACUUGCAUAUGCCGUAUGCAUGGGCAUAAUUGCAUUGUUGGGCGUGAGAUCGCAUCAUCGGUUCAUGAAGUUAUUAAAGGUGACAAGAAGUGCUGCAUCUGCUCAACAGAGUGUGAUUCGAAAAUUGGAAUACUUCAGGGAUAUGAAUCGUUGUCUAUCAGCCGCACUAGUAAUUGGAUCCACAGCAUUGACGAUUCUUUGCAUAGACGCAUUGACUGAAGCAAAAUGGCUGAAUAGCCACAAAUUCACCGCAGAUAUUUUAAUAACACAUGUGAACUACGGAUUGUACUUAGUCUUCGUGUUGCUGAUCUUGAUUUUCUAUCCGGCGAAAAAUCUGGCGAGUGAUUCGGCGACAAUCGGAAAGAGCUCGUCAUUGUAUUCCAAGAAAUCGUUUACAACCACGCUUCCUCAAAAUCAAUCGUUGGCGCCGAGUGGCAAAUGCACGAGGAAUUAUCGACAACAAUUUGGAGUAGAUCCAAAUGAUGAUUACGUCUCGUCGAGAUCUUCGCAGCCAUCGAGUUACUAUAUUGAUAUGCCGGAAGACAAUAUCUUGAGUUAUAAAGCGGCAUCUGCAUUAUCACGAAAUCAACGUCCCGAAUCAUUAGACAUGAAUUCUGCAUAUAUACAAAUGUCACCUCCACUUACAUCUUCUUCAACGUUAUCACCUUUAUCUCCUCUCUCGCCAGCCUCAACUCUUGCAUUAUCCGCAUCGCCUCCAUUCUCACCAAAAUCUUCUGGGUCAACAUCACAAUCAUUUGCGUCCCUGCCAACAUCACCCCCACUACAACCACUCAAUUUUAAAAAUCUUAAUAGUAUUAAUUAUCAAUUACCCGCCCCAAUUCAACCUGCACAUCAUAAUCAAUCUAUGUACACAAAAUCACCAGAAACACAAGUAAUAAGACCAACUCCUGCUUUCCUUAACUCUUCUGCUUCAUCAUCAUCGAACGGUACAUCCGACACUCUCUUUAGUAAACAAUCUUCGUCGGUAUCUUUUAAUACAGCUUCUUCAUUGUCGAACGGUACAUCCGAUACUCUAUAUAAUAAGCAACAACCAUUUUCGUCGGUAUCUUUUAAUACAACCUCAAAACGUUCAACCUCCGAUAGUAUUGGUAGUGAUGUUGAUGGAUAUUAUUAUAACAUCAAACAAGAUUCAAUAUCAUCGUUUGAAACAGAUUCUCCAUUAUUACAUCAUGGACGUGGUAAUUCUGUAGGAUCUGUUGUUGAUAAUUCGUCUUCAAAGAGACAAUCGAAACAAACAAAAAACAUUCAUACCUCCUCACCUUCAGUUUCAUCAAAAUUAUCGAGACCUCCAUCAACAACAAUCACUCCAGUAAUCAGGAUCAUUUCCACUUCUUCCGGUGAACAACAUGAUGAUGUUAAAAGAAAGAUCGGCGGUGAUCACAAAAAAUCUCCAUCUUCGGAGACGCAGAUUUCACGCGUAGGUAGUGGUGCUGGCAUACCACAACAGCAUCGAAAACAAUCUUUGUCAUCUUCACCCAAGACUGCAGUUUCACGUGGAGCACCAAUACACACACAAUCAUCAGCAACAAACGCGCAGGAGAAUAUUGCGCAGAGAAAACGUUCUUCUUCAUCAGCAUCACUUACCAAAACUAAUUCAACAUCGAUUUUGAAAUCUGCGCUUAAAAAUACCGCGAAAAGAUCAUCAGGAUCUUCUACUUCUUCGGUUGAAUUCUCAAGCGAAACUGCAAAGAUGAAAAGUAAACGUGCAAGUCCACCUUCUUCAGUAUUAUCUAAUGCGAUUAGUAGUGUUACACGUGCUUCUAGCAAACGCGUGAGCCCUCCUCCUGCAUCAUUAUCUAAUAACCUGAACAAUGAAACAACUAUGUCAUCACGUUCUGCUAGUAUUAAACGUGCAAGUCCACCACCUCCGGCGUCAUCACCGACUUCUCCUUCAAUAAUAAAAAGUAUUGACACAUCACCGGCAACAAUAAAUCCGUCAAGUCCAUCGAGAUCCGCCAGCCGUAAAGCAAGUCCAACUUCACCGCCAACACGGCAACCUCCUUCACCACCUACACGACCUAAUCCCCCAUCACCUCCAGCAAGACCGAAUCCUCCACCACCACCUCCACGUAAUCCCAAUACUCGAACAAGUCCUCCGACAUCACCAUCAACACGUGUCACGCGACCACCAUUAAUAAGACAACAACAAUCAUCUUCAAUUCGAUCACCACCACCUUCAGUCUCUGCAAAUGUUGCAUUCCCUGAUAAUAUAGAAGAAAAAUAUAUAAUACGAGGGACUGGUCCAUCGGAAUUACUACAUCCUCCUAACAACGUUAAUCAAAAACAAACAAUUUCAUCCGAACAAUUGUUACAACAAUACCAAAACAUUUUGAUGGGAACAUCGGGUACUUUUAGAUCCACAUCAUCUUCUGCAUCUUCAUCUCCUAGGUCAGCUGAAAUUGGAUUAGCUUGGUAG
Molecule: messenger RNA, 2967 nt
Organism: Ambispora gerdemannii
Lineage: Eukaryota; Fungi; Glomeromycota; Glomeromycetes; Archaeosporales; Ambisporaceae
Source: the annotation of a GenBank genome assembly